Molecule: messenger RNA, 1017 nt
Organism: Lymnaea stagnalis (great pond snail)
Lineage: Eukaryota; Metazoa; Mollusca; Gastropoda; Lymnaeidae
Source: the annotation of a GenBank genome assembly
AUGUUAGCAAAACCAGAAAUAGCCUGUGCCAUCAUUGAAGGUAUAUCAUCAGUGAGAGAAGAUGAAGAACUCCAAGAUUUCGUUGUUGAAGUUGAAGGCAAAGAAUUUAAAUGUCAUCGUCUGAUACUCAGCGCGUGUUCUGGAUUUUUCCGUGGUCUUCUCAGGUCUGGGAUGAAAGAGAAGCAGAAACAAAGAACAAAGCUUGAUGGCGUCUCUACGGAAACGUUCGCUGCAAUUUUAGAAAUUCUCUAUACCGGAAGAGACAAUCUGACACGUGACAACAUGCUAAGUGUAUUGAUAGCUGCAGAUCAACUUCAAAUAACAUUUGUCUUCAAUACAUCCAUGCAUUUUAUAACAAACAAUAUUAACAAUGAAACUGUCAUCUCAGUUUGGGAAACAUCGUCUCAACUAAUGUAUACAAAUAUUAUAGAACGGUGUGAACAGUUUCUUAUCAACAAUACAUCUCUGGAAAACUGGAAUAUUAUAUAUGCGACUUCAAAGAAGUUGGGAUCUGAAUUGAUUUUGUCACAUGCUCGAGAUUUUAUCAAGAAAAAUUAUGAACAAGUCAUCAAAUCCAAGUCAUUUUUGUGUCUUCAUGAAAAUGACUUACUUGAAAUUAUAAAAAGUCAAGAUCUGGUUGUAUCUACUGAAGACGUUGUCGUUUGGUCGAUUCUAUAUUGGGUCAACAAUGGAAGUCAAAUUGCUUCUGAAACGAUAGCUGGAUCUCUGAAUGAUAACGCAAGUAGUUUUCUCUCUAAAGAAAAGGCUGAAGAAGACGAACGAAUAAACAAUGGGGGAAAUAUUGCAAUCAAAACAAGAUAUUCAAAGGAAUAUCGCAAGGAAUUUCUUGGAAGUCUUCUGUCAGAAACAAGACUUUGUCUUGUUAACUCAUAUGAUCUAGAAAAAUUAUCACAUGACCCAUUAGUUAUGGAGAACGACAGAGCAAGGCAAAUCGUAAUGGACGCCGCCUUAUCUAAAUCUGCUGUAUAUCAACACGGUCAGUGGUCAAAAUCAGCG